AUGGAGCAACGCAGAGCCGAGAUUGAGGCAAAACGCAAUAAACUUGCAGAAUUCCGGCGUCAUAUUGAAGAACGUCGAGAACAAUUUUCACUUUCAAAAACAUCAGAUGAAACAUUGUCAUCAACAAAAAAAACAAGCAAUCUUAAUAGUCGGAAAGAGAUUGAUGAUUUUGUAACACGCCUUAUGGCAAAUAUGAAAGAUAUAAGCAAAGAAACAGUUUUGGAAAAAAAAGAGCCAGUAACCAUAGAAAAACCAUCGAAUAAAGUAAAAUCCGAUACCCAAAGUCUUUCAGAUACGUUAUCUAUAGCACCUCUUCUUCACCUUUUUCAUAUAACACCUUUACAAGCACCAUCAAAACCAAUCAGCUACGAUAAAGAGGUUCAGACAUCGUCUGACUGGAGAUCUCAAGAAGAUAAUGAAAAUGAGCUUCAAGCUCAACUUGAAGCUCGAGUGAAACAAGCUUUAGAAGAAGUACGUCAAAAAGAAAAUUGUGAGAAAGAAGAAAAACAAGAGCCAAAGAAAAAGAUUCAAAUAAUGUCAGAUGAACAGAGAAAUACAGUGUUAAAUUCUCAAGUGUUUCAUGAUUUUAUAGAAAAAUCUUCAAAAAUAAUUGAACGAGCUUUGGACGAAGAAUAUCAUCCAGCUAUAGACUAUUCUGCAAAUUGUGCAUUAAAUAAAGACAAGAAUUCAGAAAAAAAGAUUAAAGAGGUUAUGCAAUUUCAAAAUGAGAAAUGGACUUCUAAAAAAGUUAUUACAGAUUUGGAUUGGAGUAAUCACUUUAGAGAAUUGUCUUUAGCUAGUUAUUCAAAAAACAAAGGUAUUUUUUCUGAUUCAGAAGGGCAUGUCAUGGUUUGGAAUUUAUAUCUUCAUGAUCGCCCUGAAUAUAUUUUUAAUUCUCAGAGUAGUAUUUUAUCUGCGAGAUUUUCACCUUUUCAUUCUAACUUAAUUGUUGGUGGCUCAUAUAAUGGACAAAUUUUUUUAUGGGACACAAGAACAACAUCUCGUCCGGUUCUUGUAACGCCUUUAACAGGAACAGGCCAUUUUCAUCCUAUUUUUGGUGUUAGAAUGGUUGGUACAUCUAACGCAAAUAAUAUUAUUAGUAUGAGUACAGAUGGAAUUAUAUGUGCUUGGACGAUUGAUAUGUUAACACAGCCUCAAGAAGUACUUGAACUAACAAUGCCUACAUCUAAAUAUGACGAUAUUUGUUCAACUUGUAUAGAAAUUCCAGAGUCAGAUCCAACCUCUUUUCUUGUAGGUACUGAAGAAGGAACUAUCUAUUCCGUCAAUAGAUAUGAUCAUGCAGGUGCUAAAGCAGGCAUUGAUUCUAGAUUGAUAUAUAAGCAUCAUGUAGCUCCAGUAACAUCUAUUUCAUUCCAUUCUCCUAAGGGUCCAUUGGAUUUAGGUGAUCUCGUUUUAAGCUCAAGCUUGGAUUGGACUAUUAAAUUAUGGAAAAUAAAACCAUCAUCAUCUCUUAGUGUAAAUUAUUUAAAUGAUACAUCCAAUUCAAAUUUUGAUAUACCUGUUAUGGAGUUUCAUUGUGAUGAAAUAGUUUGCGAUGUUGAGUGGAGUCCAGUUAGACCUGGUAUAUGGGCAUCUGUAAAUGGUAGCGGUUCUCUUGAAAUUUGGAAUUUAGAUGCGGAUGUGGAGAAACCAGUUGCUCAAAUAUUUCCAUCAACUACAUCUCCUAAUAACAGAGCACUAAAUAAGUUAUCUUGGGAAAGCCAUGAAGGAAAAAAAAUUGCUGUAGGUGGCUUAGAUGGUAUUGUUUCUAUCAUUGAUAUUGGUGAUUUUGGAGGAACAGAAGUUAAGCAAGAAGAAUGGAUAAAUAUUAAAAGACUAGUAAAUAAAAACAAUAAUGAUAAUGAUGGAGUCGAAUUAGCAAAUAAUUAA
Molecule: messenger RNA, 1890 nt
Organism: Pneumocystis jirovecii RU7
Lineage: Eukaryota; Fungi; Ascomycota; Pneumocystomycetes; Pneumocystales; Pneumocystaceae
Exons: 5
Coding region: 1-1890 (629 amino acids)
Biological process (GO): transport along microtubule
Cellular component (GO): cytoplasmic dynein complex
Molecular function (GO): dynein light chain binding; dynein heavy chain binding
Source: RefSeq, a predicted model, not a curated record